AUGCCUAUAAAUAGGCAUGCAAUGCAACAAAGCAAUAUCAAACUUGAUCGGUACUGCUGGAAUUCUGCUGACACGAUGGAUGAUCUUCACGUAGUUGGAAGAAUCACGAAGCUCAACAACAAAAAUUACAACACGUGGGCAACAUGUAUGGAGUCUUAUCUACAAGGUCAAGAUCUUUGA
This is a messenger RNA of Prunus armeniaca (apricot), 180 nucleotides long. The record is from the annotation of a GenBank genome assembly. Lineage: Eukaryota; Viridiplantae; Streptophyta; Magnoliopsida; Rosales; Rosaceae.